AUGCGUCACCGGCUUGUUGGCCGUCAUGUCCCGGUUUCAACACCUAGAACACCAACACUUCGUACCCGAUUACCAUGUCUUCGAACAUUUACACAUUGCACCCAACUCACCACCAACUCAAGGCCGAACCUCCCCUUCCUUGCGAUCCCAGUAACCACCAAUGGCGUUAGGACCUUUACCACCGAGAGAAGACAAUGGCUGAAGCACGAAGCUAAGCUGGCGGUACGAUACACUGCUUCAUUUUGGGGUCUCCUAGCCUGUUUCGGCGUGAUUCUGUUCUUUGUCAAUGAGGAGAGGUUGGAGCAGGAAUAUCCGACACCACACGAAUGGGGUUGGAUGACAAGGAAAUUCCUAAGGGACUCAAAUGACAGCAAGGCGCCGAAGAAUGGCGAGACCAAUUGGCCUUGGUCGUUCGAGCUGGCUCGAGGAUUGGUGUUGAGGUUGGAGGAUGCCAAAGUUGACGGCCAGGGUGUAACAAAACUUACAGACAGGGUCGAUCCUGAAGCGGAGAUCCCUGGGGAAUUCAACCCCUGUGAUAUCUCCGGCAAGAGCGAGGAGUGGCGGAGAGGUUACUUCGAGGCUAUUAUGCUGGCUGCAAAAGGCGCGGAGCACGUCGAUGGAUGGGUCCGCGACCUUUCUCGCAACAUCAUCUCACCACCAGAAUUUGUUAUUGGACCUUCCAACCCUAGACCUACGCCAAUCCCUCCAGGACAACCUCAUGCGCCUCGUGAAGAGGACUGUGAAAUUGCUUAUCCCAGUGCUGAUAAUUUCUACAUGAAGAUCCUCGGCACCAAGGGGUUUACUUCUCGACAGAAGCUCGAGGCAACACUCGAAUACGCUAGUUAUCUGGAGUUCAAGAAGCAGUCCGAAGGCGCUGAGGCACUAUACCACCUGGCUCUCGCAGAGGCUACCCAAGGAGUCGACAUGUCGCAACCCCUUUACAACCCCAAGACAUUCGUGCUCAAUGAGAGGGCCGGCUUGCCCUCCCAAAAUGUUCUCGAUGCCGUCACUGCUAUGGCAAACUUCAAAGCACGUAGCGGAAAAGUCGACGCAGUUCUCCCUAUUUACCUCUCCCUUCUCAAGGCUCGCCGCUACUUACCUAAUGACCCUCCUCCCACUACCCAAUUAAAGCCAAAGUCUCACUCCGUGUUCGACAAAGUCGUCAAAACUUUCUCCCAGGCCGAUUACCCAACUCCACCACCGGAUGGUACCCAGCCUCCCUGGCGCAGCCCUCACGAGCGCUGCCAGGAAGCUUCGCUCAGUCUUUGGAUCGGCGAGAUCCUCUUCUCCACAUCAUCUAAGGACGACGGUCUCUCGUGGACGCGUGACAGUGUCGACGUUUCAGAGGAGCAGCUACGGAACAUGGAUCUUCUAACUGCUGAUAAGGCCGCGAAAACUACCUGCCGCGAAUGUUUGAGCGCAGGCCUCGCCAACUGGGGUAAGAUGGUCAACAAGCUUGCCAAGGAAGAAGAACUCCAGCAAGAAAAGGCUUCUACAAAGUCGGGCGUAUUCUCCUUCUGGAGCGCCAACCCACCAAGUUCUAAAGACCGCUGGACCGCAGAGGAAGCUGUGGUCCGGGAGCGUGUGAGGAGGACAAGAGAACUGAUUGAGGACCUGACACCAGCCGGGCCCAAUAUAGCCUCACUGUUCAAAGCGUAA
This is a messenger RNA of Fusarium mangiferae, 1659 nucleotides long. RefSeq lists its product as uncharacterized. The transcript has a single exon. NCBI's taxonomy places the organism in Eukaryota, Fungi, Ascomycota, Sordariomycetes, Hypocreales, Nectriaceae. The record is from RefSeq and is a predicted model, not a curated record. Bases 1 to 1659 code for a protein of 552 amino acids.